AUGGCGCUUCAAACGCAAUUCGCAACUUAUUUCACCACCAAAAUCCAUCAUCACUCGUUCUCUCCCAUCCUCACAAUUAGAUCUGAAAAACAAUCUGAACCGUCCGAUUCAAUUCCCAAAAGCUCCGGUGUGGGUUUUGGUCCGUCUAAAGUGAAGAGUAAAAGGAAGCAGAAGGGACAGAGAGAAAGAGCUUCGAUAAUCCGUCGUAAUCCAGUUGAAAAACCCGCUUUGGUUUCGAAACAAGAACCGGUUCAACAGGAACAGGGUGCUUAUGAAAAAGCUUUCGUUCUUGCCUGGCUUGGUUUUGGUUCUGUUAUUCUUGUUGAGGGCCUUGCUCUUGCAGCUUCAGGUAUCUUUCCGGAAGAGUGGGACAAGAUCUUUGUCAAGUAUGUUUAUCCAUCCUAUACCCCUACAGUUUUCUUGUUUGUUGCUGGAGCAAUAGCAUUUGGAGUGGUUAAAUAUAAGCAGAAUGAGAAACUUAUGGAGCGGAAAUAG
Lathyrus sativus (Indian pea) is the source of this 495-nucleotide messenger RNA. NCBI's taxonomy places the organism in Eukaryota, Viridiplantae, Streptophyta, Magnoliopsida, Fabales, Fabaceae. The record is from the annotation of a GenBank genome assembly.